GCUUCGACAAUGGACAUUGCAGAAGAAAGAAACUUGCUCACAACUCUUCAUUUGUCCAACAUAGAGGUUUCUCUGCAGUAGACUAUGGAUGGGCUGGUUUUAAUAGAAACCAGUAAGAUUUGUUGGGAGCAGACAACCAUCAAAGUAAUAAAGGAAGAAGUGGCAGUAGAAAAUUGUAAUUGUUGCCUUACACAAAAAGAGAUCUGCUUUGCCAGUGUUUCCAGAGCGCUUUUUCUCAUUUUCCUGACAGAAUGGGGGUUUCCAAUACUUUUAGCACUAUAUAUGGGCCUAUUUUCAUACUUCAAAGAAUAUGACCUUUUUUCUGAAAAACCUCCUCAGAAUCUGGGAAGAGUAGAUAAAUUUAAUGAGUCUUUUGUACUUAUAUAUACACCAAUCUCUAAUAUAACCCAGCAGAUAAUGAAUAUUACGGCAUUUGCUCCCUUUUUGAAAGGAAGAAGAAUCAUUGGAAUGCCAAAUCAAAAAGAUAUGGAUAAAAUGCUUCAAGACAAUUUCCCAAAUGUAGUGGAAGUCAUCUUUAAUGAUAAUUUGUCUUAUAAUUUAAGAUUUUUUCAGGGUUAUAACAUUCCAUUUUUGAAGGAAGAUCUUAUCUCAGCACAUUGUUGGGAAUUAAAUGAAGACUACUCGUGUCAACUGUCCAAAUAUUGGAAUGAUGGAUUUGUGGCCUUGCAAACUGCAAUUAAUGCUGCUAUUAUACAAGUCAUGACAAAUCACUCUGUGAUGGAGAAGUUGAUGUCAGUUAUUGCAAUAAAUAUGAAGACAUUGUCUUUUAUUUCUAAAGAGUUUCUUCCAAAUGAGCUAUUUAUUUUCUACUGCUUGCUUUACUUCUCUUCAUUUAUAUACUUUGUAUCACUUAAUGUUACAAAAGAAAGAAAAAAGAGUAAGGAAGUAAUGAACAUGAUGGGUCUACAAGAUUCAGCAUUCUGGCUCUCCUGGGGUUUAAUGUAUGCUGGGUUCAUCAUCAUUAUUUCCAUAAUCAUUACAGUUAUCAUAAUAUCUGCCCAAAUUAUGACCACGAUAGGUUUCAUGGUCAUAUUCACACUCUUUUUCUCAUAUGGUUUAUCUUUGUUAGCUUUGUCAUUCCUGAUGAGUGUGUUGCUGAAGAAAACUGUCCUGACCAGUUUGGUUGUGUUUCUCUUCACACUCUUUUGGGGGUGUGUGGGGUUCACUACCUAUUAUAAACAACUUCCUUCAUCUUUGGAAUGGAUUUUAAGUAUUUGUAGCCCGUUUGCCUUCACUGCUGGAAUGACUAAGAUUAUGCACCUGGAUUAUACAACAAAUGGCAUAAGUUUUUCUGACUCUUCAGGAGACUCAUAUAUAAUGAUAGCAAUUCUUGCCAUAUUGGCUUUUGAUGCUCUAUUCUACUUGGCAUUGGCAUUAUACUUUGACAAAAUCUUACCUUAUGGAAAUGAGCGCCGUUAUGCUCCACUAUUUUUUCUGAACUCAUCGUCUUGUUUCCGACGCAAAAGGAUUGGUAAUAAGGUCAUCAGAAAGGAGACAGAUCUUGAACAUGCUCCUAAUGAUUAUUUUGAGCCGGUAUCUCCAGAAUUCCGAGGAAAAGAAGCCAUCAGAAUCAGGAAUGUUAAAAAAGAAUACCGAAGAAGGUCUGCAAAGAUUGAAGCAUUGAAAGGUUUGUUCCUGGACAUAUAUGAAGGUCAAAUCACAGCAUUUCUGGGUCAUAGUGGAGCUGGCAAGUCUUCAUUACUAAACAUCCUUAAUGGGUUGUCUGUUCCAACAGAAGGAUCAGUUACUGUCUACAAUAAAGACCUCUCUGAAGAGCAAGACUUGGAGGAAAACAGAAAGAUAACUGGCUUUUGUCCUCAAUUCAAUAUUCAUUUUGACAUGCUCACUGUGAAGGAAAACCUCAGGCUGUUUGCUAAAAUAAGAGGAAUUCAGCCACAGAAAGUGGAACAAGAGGUACAAAGAAUUUUAUUGGAAUUGGACAUACAAAACAUUCAGGAUGAUCUUGCUAAGCUCUUAAGUGAAGGACAGAAAAGAAAGCUGACCCUUGGUAUUGCCAUUUUAGGAGAUCCUCAAGUUUUGAUAUUAGAUGAACCAACAGCAGGACUGGAUCCCUUUUCAAGGCACAGGGUCUGGAGCUUCCUCAAAGAGCGCAAAGCAAACCGGGUGAUUCUCUUGAGUACCAAUUUCAUGGAUGAAGCUGACCUCCUGGCUGAUAGAAAAGUAAUCAUGUCCAGCGGGAGGCUGAAGGGUGCAGGCUCCUCUGUCUUUUUGAAGAGAAGAUGGGGUCUUGGCUAUCAUUUAAGUUUGUACAGAAAUGAGAUAUGUGAUCCAGAAAAAGCCACAUCCUUCAUUAAUCAACAUAUCCCUGAUGCUGUAUUAAAAACAGAAAGCACAGAAAAGCUUGUGUAUACUUUGCCUUUGGAAAAGACAAAUAAGUUUCCAGACCUUUUCUCUGACCUGGAUAAGUGUUCCAGCCAGGGAGUGAUGAGUUACGACAUUUCCAUGUCAACUCUGAGUGAAGUCUUCGUGAAACUGGAAGGAACAUCAGCUAUCAGACAAGAUUUUGAACAAGCAGAAAUGAUAAAAGACACAGAAAACCUGCACAAAACACAGUCAGUUCGUUCUGCUCUCCCUGAAAUGCAGAAGCCUGUAACGGACAUGGGUUUGUGGAGAAUGCAGGUCUGUGCAGUAGCUUGGCUCCGUUUCUUGAAGUUAAAACGUGGAACAAAAGAGCUUUUGACUCUGUUGUUGGUCUUUGGAAUUGCAGUGUUCCCUUUCAUUAUGGAAAGUGUGCUUGAAGCUACACUGAUUGACCAGAAAAGUAACUGGGAAUUUAAACCUGAACUGUAUUUUCUCUCUCCUGGACAACUUCCCCAAGAUCCUCGGAGCAGCCUGCUGAUCAUCAAUAACACAGAAUCAAAUAUUGAAGAUUUCAUACAGUCGCUGAAGCAUCAACACUUACUUUUGGAAGUAGAUGACUUUGAAAACCGAAACGGCACGGAUGACUUGUCAUACAACGGUGCCAUUAUUGUGGCUGGGAAACCCAAGGAUUAUCGAUUUUCAGUUGUGUGCAAUACCAGGAGGCUGCAUUGCUUUCCCAUCCUGAUGAACGUCAUCAGCAACGGGCUGCUUGGAAUGUUGAACCACACACAGUCUAUUCAGACCCAGAGAAGCUCAUUUCCUAUUAAUUAUGUAAUAUCCUGGAGUGGGCUGCCAGAGGCCUCCGUUUUCAUAUUUUCCAUUGUAUGCAGUAUUUCUCCUUACAUUGCAAUGAGCAGUGUCAGCGAUUACAAAAGGAGAGUUAAAUCCCAGCUGUGGACUUCGGGCCUCUAUCCUUCUGCUUACUGGUGUGGGCAGGCACUGGUGGAUGUUCACCUCUACACUUUUAUUCUCCUUUUAUUGUAUUUAUUUUUAUAUGUGUUAGGCAUAAUACAUGUUCCUCUGACAAGUCAAACAGUGUUUGCUUUGGUAGUGGCUAUAUUUGGUUAUGCAGCAUCUUUGGUCUUCAUGACAUACGUGAUAUCAUUUAUUUUUCGCAAGAGGAAAAAAAGUAGUGGUUUUUGGUCAUUUUGUCUCUAUUUGAUCAUGACCACUGCCUUUGACAUCAUUAUAAUGAAUCACUUCAACUCAGCUAUCAUAAUUACUAGCAUGGUGUUAGUCCCCCCAACUACCUUGGCUGGAUUUCUAACUGUUUUUGUAGAGAAAGUCCACAGGCACCGAGCUAAAUUUCAAGACUUGAAUUAUAACCUGAGUGAAGUUGAUAUUCUACUAUGCCUAAUACCUUACUUUCAGACUUUGCUGUUUGCUUUUAUUCUAAGAUGCAUGGAAAUGAAGUGUGGAAAGAAAGUAACGCGAAAGGAUCCCAUUUUCAGAAUUUGCCCCCAAAGGGAAAAUGUUCAACGGAAUCCAGAAGAACCUGUAGAUGAAGAUGAAGAUGUUCAAGCAGAAAGAAUAAGAGCAGCCACUGCCCUGACCACUUCCCACACAGAGGAGAGACAAGUCAUUCUUGCUAGUUGUCUACACAAAGAAUAUGCAGUCCAGAAGAGAAGUUGCUUUUCAAAAAGAAAGAAGAAAAUAGCAAUAAGAAAUAUCUCCUUCUGUGUUAAAAAAGGUGAAAUCUUGGGAUUGCUAGGACCCAAUGGUGCUGGUAAAAGUUCAUUUAUUAGGAUGAUAGCUGGGGUCACAAAGCCAACAGCUGGAGAGGUGGAACUGAAUGGAUGUAGCCCAGUUUGGGAUCCACAGGGAGGCAGUGAGGUCCAGUUCCUGGCCUACUGCCCUCAGGAGAACACGUUAUGGCCCAACCUGACGGCGAGGGAGCAUCUCCAGGUGUUCGCUGCCAUGAAAGGGCUGAGGAAAGGGGAAGCCGCCCUGGCCAUUUCACGACUGGUAGAUACUUUCAGACUGCAUGACCAGCUGAAUGUUCCCGUGCGGAGACUGACGCCAGGAGCUGCUAGAAAGUUGUGUUUUGUGCUGAGCAUCUUGGGAAACUCACCCAUCCUGCUUCUAGAUGAAAUGUCUACAGGCUUGGAUCCAGGGGUGCAGCAGCAGAUGUGGCAGACAAUCCAGGGAACCAUUAAAAAGACAGAAAAGGCAGCCCUCCUGACAACCCACUACCUGGCUGAGGCUGAGGCUCUAUGUGACCGCAUUGCCAUCAUAGUGUCUGGAAGACUCAGAUGCAUUGGUUCCACCCAACACCUGAAAAGCAAAUUUGGCAAGGAUUACAUUCUGGAACUAAAAGUGAAGGAAGUUGCUCAAGUGACUUUGGUCCACACUGAGAUUCUGAAGCUUUUCCCACAAGCUUCACAGCAGGAAAGGUGUUCUUCCUUCUUGGCCUAUAAACUGCCCUUGACAGAUGUUCAGCCUCUAUCUCAGGCCUUUUACAAAUUAGAGGCAGUGAAACAUAACUUUGACCUGGAGGAAUACAGCCUCUCUCAGUGCACACUGGAAAAGGUAAUCUUAGAGCUUUCCAAGGAGCAGCAACUGGGAGAGAUUGAUGAAGAAGUUGACACAACCAUGAGAUGGAAACUGCUCCUUCACUCAGACGACCCUUAGUUCCUGGAGCCCAAUAAUUCCUUGUCGCUGUCAGAUAAGCUUUAUGUUGUUUGUAAUCAUUACUGGUAUGGCCAUUAAAAAUGGUUAACAGCAAUAUUAGAUAUAUUUGUAUGUUACAUUAAUAAAACAAUCCAUUUAAAAUUUUUCUUCCCCACCAAUAUAGGGGUGAUCGAAAUCUGUGGUAAAGGCAGUGCACAGUGUUUAUAAGGUUACCUGGAGAGCCAGGUGCUGCGUGCUAAGGAAAUAAAAUCACAAUCCUGUAAUUUUUUGAAGUAUGAUUUUUGGAAGAAUGACAUUUACUGAAAAAUUCUCUUGCUGAAUGAUGUGAGGAGUGUAUUCAGCCAUCAGAAGCUCUGUGAUUACUGUCUGCCAGUUGUGAUUGUUGGGGUUUUAUGAGCUUGUUUUGAUACACAAAUCAACCCAAGAGGCUUCGCUUGAAACCUGUAGAAAUCGUUUUGAAAGUCUAGGCUUGGGAGUCCCUUGGGCUCAUAAGUGAUCCAGCUAGCACGCUGCAGAAGUGUUUCAGACAUGUCUUUUCAAAACAAGGGAAAUCACAGCAGCAUUUAUUCAGACUUAAAAAUGUGAAUGUUAUAUUGAUUUCACAGUUGUGGGGGUGCUGAUUUCCCUCAUCACCUCAUCAUUAAUUUCCCAUCUGUACUCAUUGCUCUUUUAGGGGAGUUUUCCUCUUUUGUGUGUGCACCUUUGUGUGUGUGUACCCUACACACACGCCUGCAUGUCUUUUGUGUUAAUAAAAAAAAAAAAAAACUAUCCACUUUCAUCUUUUCUUUAAACAAUAACUGCUUCAUUUUGAAUAUCACCAGAAAAUCUUUUGAAGACUAAGCAGUAUUCCUGAUGCUUUUGCGGGCAGUGAUAAACUACUUAAAAUUUUUAUAGUCACUGAAGAAAAACUGUAUAGCAGGGGAAAAUAUAGAAAUUGAAUAAAUCUGAUUAAAAACAUCAAUCAUAUUUCUUCAUACCCAACCCAUAUUUCUUCUAUCUAUA
Talpa occidentalis (Iberian mole) is the source of this 6036-nucleotide messenger RNA. RefSeq names its product ATP-binding cassette sub-family A member 6-like. Lineage: Eukaryota; Metazoa; Chordata; Mammalia; Eulipotyphla; Talpidae. Gene Ontology annotation, molecular function: ATP binding; lipid carrier activity; ATP hydrolysis activity. Gene Ontology annotation, biological process: transmembrane transport; lipid transport. Bases 85 to 5034 code for a protein of 1649 amino acids. The record is from RefSeq and is a predicted model, not a curated record. The transcript has 39 exons. Gene Ontology annotation, cellular component: intracellular membrane-bounded organelle; membrane.